AUGAAGACUGGGCCAGCAAAAAUAUACGGAUCUGUGCACUCGGCUAUUUAUCUAACUAGAGAAAAAGAGCCAGCAGACGGAAAACCAGUUGAGCUGGCGAUCAAAAUAAUCAAGAAUAGAAAAAGCAAAGAAAUAUCUAUUGUUAAGAAAUUAAACCAUAGGAAUAUAAUAGGCAUUUACUCCAACAGCUACUGCAUAAAGUACAGAUGGUUUGCCAUGCAGUAUUUCAAAACAAACUUAAAAGAAAUUCUUCCAAUAAAGAACCAAGAGUAUAAGUACUAUAUAAUAAAGUGUGUUGUUGAGGGACUGAAGUAUUUGGGCGAACAGAAUAUUGUGCAUAGAGACAUUAAGCCGCAAAAUAUUCUAAUUCAUAAUGAACAAGUGCGGAUAGGUGACUUUGGAGUUGCAAAAUAUAUCAAAGAAGGAAGGGAGGAGGAGAAAGUGUCUGCUUUUGCAGAUAGUACAGAGAAGAAUGGGCAGAAAAGUGACCAUGCAGAGAUUGUGGGGAUAGAAGAUUUUCUCAUGGAAGAGCUGGAUAGCAGCAGCGAGUUUGACUCCUUUCAGCCUAUAGACGAGGAGACAGACAAGCUAAAAAAGAGCGGAGUUAUGGGAACCCUUCACUAUAUACCGCUAGAAAUUCUUCUUGGCAGCAGAGACUAUGGAUGCGAGGUUGACAUGUGGGCAGCCGGGUGCACCUUUUGGGAAGUGUUUUUCAACGAAGUGUGCUUUAGUGGAGACUGCGAGAUAAAUCAAAUUGGAGAGAUAGUUAGAAAAAUAGGUGUAACACAGGAAGACAAAGAUAUCUUAGAAAAGUAUCCAUUUAGUGGUUUUAUUCCUAUAACAAAAGGAAAGAAACUAGAUCUGUUUACAGAUAUGUCUGCAAUGGAAAGAGGCAUUCUUGCAAGUCUCUUAACACUUGAUGCAGAGCGUAGGUCGUUUAACACAGAAAGCAUUAAUGCUGUUCUGUCUAAAGACUAUAUAAAUAUAGAAUACACAUAG
Messenger RNA from Nematocida ausubeli, 999 nucleotides. RefSeq lists its product as uncharacterized. Gene Ontology annotation, cellular component: nucleus. The record is from RefSeq and is a predicted model, not a curated record. Bases 1 to 999 code for a protein of 332 amino acids. Gene Ontology annotation, molecular function: ATP binding; cyclin-dependent protein serine/threonine kinase activity. The transcript has a single exon. Gene Ontology annotation, biological process: protein phosphorylation. NCBI's taxonomy places the organism in Eukaryota, Fungi, Microsporidia.